Scatophagus argus is the source of this 1459-nucleotide messenger RNA. RefSeq names its product STING1 ER exit protein 1 (gene steep1). The transcript has a single exon. The record is from RefSeq and is a predicted model, not a curated record. The coding region runs from base 164 to 841 and encodes 225 amino acids. Lineage: Eukaryota; Metazoa; Chordata; Actinopteri; Scatophagidae.
CGCAGAGAAAAGGGGAACACUUUGGUUUCCGGUAGGGACACUAACAGUGACGUACACCGGAAGUGUGGCAUUGUUUCCGUGUUUGGAGCUAAAUUUUAAUCCGUUUCGUCGUUAUGGCAUUUUAAGAAAUGGCAUUCAAUUAGACCGUACCAAAUAAGUAAACAUGCCGAAGGUUGUGUCUAGAAGUGUCGUGUGCUCGGACACCAGGGACAGAGAGGAGUACGACGACGGAGAAAAGCCUCUUCAUGUCUACUACUGUCUGUGUGGUCAGAUGGUUUUGGUGUUGGACUGCCAACUGGAGAAGCUGCCCAUGAGGCCCCGAGACCGAGCCAGGGUGAUCGAUGCGGCCAAACAUGCCCACAAGUUCUGUAACAUAGAGAUGGACGAAAACGCGUACAUUAAGAGAGCUGAGGGCAUCGAGAGGCAGUACCGGAAAAAGUGCGGCAAGUGCGGCCUGUUGCUUUUCUACCAGCACCAGGAGAAGAACAACCCGGCCACCUUCAUCGUGGACGGAGCCGUGGUCAAGUUCGGACAGGGCUUCGGCAACACCAGCGUCUACAGCCAGAAACAGCCGGAGGCUCCCAAGAAAGUCCGUGUGAUGAUGACCAAGCGGACCAAAGACAUGGGCAAGUUCAGCUCUGUCACGGUUUCCACCAUCGACGAGGAAGAGGAAGAGAUCGAGGCCAGGGAGGUAGCGGACUCGUAUGCACAAAACGCCAAAGUGAUUGAGAAGCAGCUGGAGAGGAAGGGCAUGAGCAAGAGGAGGCUGCAGGAGCUGGCUGAGCUGGAGGCCAAGAAGGCGAAGAUGAAGGGCACCCUCAUUGAUAAUCAGUUCAAGUAGAGGGAAGCAUUGUGACUCAAAGUUGUAUUCUGGAGAUCCUCAUCCACAGUAGACUUAUAUAUGUAUGAUCUGUCCAAUGCUGACCAGUUGUUUGUCAGGGGCAACACAGCAUUCCAGUACAUGGAGAGGACAUUAUUUGGACAUGGACUGAUUGUGUAUGUGUUGCAUAUUAAGAUGGUAAGGUUAUAGACCUCUCAAUUUGUUUACUUUUUUUCUUUUUACAAAAAAAUAAAAGACCACCAAACCUGUUUGGGUAUUUUAAAGCAAUUGUUCUUGAUGUAAUACUCACCAUGGUGUUUGCAAGGCCUGCAAAAGGUAUUUGAAACUGUGAGUUGAGCCCGGUGAUCUCAAAACCUGUGAAAUACUGUGCAGAGGUUUUGAAAACUUUUUAAAUACGAGUCUGAAUGAUAGAUUAAACACUGAAACUAAUCUAAAAUACUAUGAUAUGUACACUUAGAAGAGCUCAAGUGAUUAUCAUUUGUAGGAUAGAUUGCCUUGUCAGAAGGCAACAGUUACAAUAAGUAAAUAAAAAGUGUCAAACUUUCCAUCCUCAAAUGUGAAGAUUUGCAACUGUUUCCUGUUUUACAUUCUAAAUUGAAUAAAGUCUUUUGCCAUUUU